Molecule: messenger RNA, 804 nt
Organism: Erythranthe guttata (spotted monkey flower)
Lineage: Eukaryota; Viridiplantae; Streptophyta; Magnoliopsida; Lamiales; Phrymaceae
Molecular function (GO): ubiquitin protein ligase activity
Source: RefSeq, a predicted model, not a curated record
AUGGAGAACAAGAAGAACAACAUUGGUGUAAGAGAAACAACACCGGAGAUGGUGGUGAAAGAGGAGGAAGAGAGUGGUGGUGGGACCCACCAAGAAUUAACGGAAUAUUUCGAUUCUGAUACUGAUACCGAUUCUGAUUUCGAUUAUUGGGAGGCGGUAGAAGAAGAAGAAGAGGUAAUAAUUAGGGAGGAGGGAAUUAAAGGAGGGGGUUACAAUAAAGAAAAGGCACCGGUUGAUGACGUUUGCCCUAUCUGUUUCGACAGAUUCUCCAUCCCAUGCAGAUCUAAUUGUGGUCACUGGUUUUGCGCAAAUUGCAUAUUGCAGUUUUGGAUGUUUCGAUCAUCGGUUCAACCAUGCAAAUGUCCGUUGUGCUGUUGUCGGAUAGUUAACCUAAAACCCGAGACAUCUCGUAAUCAUAUUACAAUACCAGCAGAUAAUAAUGUGGCUGAGGUCCUUAAAAAAGUGGACCGCUAUAACGGCCUCUACAUCAACGGAGUCGUCGGCGCUUUCCACAUAAUAGUAGCGAUGCCUCUAUUCAUGGGGCGAAUAUUAAGAAUUCUGAUGGAUCCCGAUGGUUUGAGAUGCAUCUACUAUGUAAUGCGCCUUCUUGGGUUGUGUUUGGCCUUGCUCUACGAGAAAGGGGAGUUCGAGUUUAUUCCUACCGGUGGAUUCGGGAUUCAAAGAGCAUUCGAUGUGGGUGCUAGUAUACUUAUUCUAUGUCUAUUCUUCGUUGGUAUCGGCUAUAGAUGGGUGCUUAGAGGGCGCGUGAGGCGUUUGGCGGCCCUACAAGCAUCCGAUAGUUAG